UAUAAUGAGUUUACGAUUACUUAAAAUAUAACAAUUAUUUUUUAGAUUCAACAAUUUCGAUUACGAUUGUUUUUAUGGAAAGUAUUCACGCGUAAUCGCGCGGUGAUACUCGACUAGAGUCGAGAGCGAUCGGAUCGACUCAGAGCGUUCGGCUAAUCAUCGGUAACGUUGUGCGCAAUCGUACGACGUUUCAUGCGGCAUUUCGUACGCGCUUGCGCGCUCAAUGCGUUGUAUUCGCGUUCGCGCUCGCGCUCGCGAGUCGCGGCACGCGAUCGGCGCGCACACAACGUCGCGCGACGUGUGUCGUGUGUGUCCAACGUGUAGGAUUGCGUUUCGACUCAUCCUGUCCUUUAUUUUGUUGUUUCCCUCCUUCAUUCUCCCUCUCUUCUUGUUUUUUCUUUUAUUUUUCCACUUUAACAAUUCGUACGAUUCUUUUGAUUUGUUCCUCUUGGAUCCUAUCUCCACCCACACCGGAAAUUCGCUCUCCCCACGGACGUUCUCUCGCGGCGCUAUUCGAAAGUGUUUUUCUUUUUUAUUAAUUAUCUUGUGCCGACGCACACGUGUUUGUGUGCCCAGUAUCUCUUUCUUUCUUUCUCUUUUUUAUACUUACAUACGUGUUUUUAUUUCUCUAUUUUUCUUUUUUCUUUCUUUUUUUUGCCUUUCUCUCUUGCUCUCUACACGUACAAGUAAAUGUUAUCUCUAUCUUCGUGAGAGAGAAGGCACUCAUGGGUUUCAGUCGCGCUAUUGGAAUGCACUUAAUCCGGUCGAGGCCUCUUACGAUGUGACAGGUAUUCCACCUGAUAACACGAUUUCAUCUACGACGUUCCACUGUUUCAGGGUUGAUACGCUCAUAACGACUAGAAUCUACCUGAGAGUCAUGCUAUUAUGGACAUCAGCAGCGGUAGUAACGGUAGCGGCACCAGUAGCAGCCACAGCAAUGGUGGUCCUGUGACGAUUACCGACGUUGGCAACAAUAAAAAUUGCCAACUAGCUAAACAACAACACGUUAAUAACGGACGUUUACAAAGCGUACGAAAAAUGAGCAUUAUGCCCGAGGAAGAGGAUGGUUCAGACGACCUCGAUCCGGAUGUCGUUAAAAGUGCCCAGCAACAGCAACAGCAACAGCAACAAUAUCAUCAUCAUCAUCUUCAUCAUCAUCAUCAUCAAAAUCAACAUAAUCACCUUACUCAUGGUCAUCAUCGAGAGUCGCAGCAAGACGUCGAUUCAGAUUCGCCGUGCGAGGAGAGGGGUCGGCUAUUGAGUUCCGCUGGCUCUUCCAGGAAGGCCAGGAUCAGCCAAGCCGGCAAGAUUCUGACUGGAUACGAUCCCGAAUUCAGAUUAGGUUCUAGCGGACAUAGCGGCAGUACCGACAGUGUCCACGACAAGUCCCAAAUAAGGCUUCAUCAAUCAAGACCGAUUAUAUCGAGUGAAGAAGGAAAAUCAGGACGAAGCAGUCGUGGGAUCGAUCAUCACGUUGCUCGUCAUCAUCGUUACCCCAGUAUGCGUUCGUUGAAAUCAAACGCCACAAUGGACGAACACCAUCAUCAUUACCAUCAACAUCAACCACCAGCUGCCAGCUGGGCUUCGAUCGUUUUCUCCGAUGCCAACGGCCAGGUUGGUCGUCCAUUCACCGAUUCCGUCUCCAUACGCUCUCUAGCAUCGAUCGGCAUGGGCUCUUCUGAUGGACGGAAGCUCACAAUACGUAGAGUUCCCACUUCGCCGUCGGAGCUCCUUAACUUGGUACAUCCGCCGCCUUCCAUUGAAGAUGAUCUAUCCACUUGUACAAGUUACGAUGAUGGCGAUGGCGACGAUCCUGGAGAUUAUCGACAACCCAGAAGACCACAUUGGGCUAAUAAAGUUCAAUUUGUCCUUGCUUGUAUCGGAUAUUCGGUUGGCCUAGGAAAUGUUUGGAGGUUUCCUUAUUUGUGCUACAAAAGUGGUGGUGGAGUAUUUCUGGUACCUUACUUCCUAAUACUUGUAGUUUGCGGAGUACCAUUAUUGUACAUGGAAUUAAGCAUAGGACAAUUUACAAGACGAGGGCCAAUCGGUGCUCUUGGUCAAAUAUGUCCGCUUCUCAAAGGGGCUGGACUGUCAUCAGUGGUGAUAUCUUUUCUAAUGUCGACCUAUCACAAUGUGAUCAUAGCAUACGCAAUAUAUUAUUUUUUCGCUGCAUUCAGAGCUCAUCAACCAUGGUCAGAUUGUAAUAAUUCGUGGAACACAGCAGCUUGUUGGUUACCAGCCAAUGGUAUCGUCGAUAAUCGAACUAGGCUCAAUGCAUCAAAGACACCUUCCGAAGAUUUUUUCGAUAACAAAGUUCUUCAGAUAAGUAAUGGUAUUGAGGAACCUGGAGUACUGAGAUGGGAACUGGUAGCUUGUCUGAUAACAGCCUGGAUCAUGGUAUACUUUUCGAUUUGGAAAUCAAUCAAAUCAUCGGCACAAGUAAGGUACCUCACGGCAACACUUCCUUUUCUUCUAAUUGUCGUCUUCCUUACACGCUCCCUCACCCUUGAAGGUGCCGACAAGGGUCUCCAAUUUUUCUUUCAUCCACGCUGGGAGCUACUUGGUGACGCGAAGGUAUGGGUCAAUGCCGCAGCACAAAUAUUCAACUCUGUGGGUAUUGCAUUCGGUUCAAUGAUCUGCUUUGCAAGUUAUAAUAAAUUUCAUAAUACUAUUUUGGUGGACACUGUAGCGGUUUCAUUGAUAAAUGCUUGUAGCAGUUUACUCGUUGGAAUUUUCUCGUUCGCAACAAUCGGAAACAUUGCACGAGAACAAAACAUGUCUGUCGAAGCAGUUCUCAGUGAUGGACCUGGCCUAGUAUUCGUCAUCUAUCCGCAAGCUCUAGCCAAGAUGCCAGCAUCUCAACUGUGGGCCGUAUUAUUUUUCUUUAUGAUGGUCUGUCUUUCGUUGAACAGUCAGUUUGCUAUAGUUGAAGUCGUAGUGACAUCGAUUCAAGACGGAUUUCCAAAUUGGGUUAAACGUCGUUUACUCUGCCACGAGAUGUUGGUACUUGUGAUAUGCGUAGUCUCUUUUCUCUUUGGACUGCCCAACAUCACACAGGGUGGUAUUUAUUUUUUCCAACUGAUAGAUCAUUAUGCUGCGUCUCUCUCGAUAAUGUUCUUAGCUUUCUUCGAAGUCAUUGCCAUAUCCUGGUGUUAUGGUGUUCGAAGAUUAUGUAAUAAUGUCAAGGAAAUGACUGGGAGAUUGCCUUCUAUGUAUUUUCGGUUUUGUUGGCUCGUGGCGGCACCACUUCUCAUAUUGGCUGUAUGGGUCUUUAGUUUGAUCGAUUACGAACCACCCACUUAUCGAAACGGUGAAUACGAAUAUCCCUGGUGGGCAGAAGCUAUCGGGUGGGGUAUAGCAUCACUUUCUUUGAUUUGCAUACCAGCUUUUGCUAUCUAUGUGUUUGUCAAAUCCGAAGGCAAUACUUUUUCCGAGAAACUGAAGAACUCUAUCAAGCCACACUUCGAAGCAUGCAAACUUUGCGGACAGGAAUAUUGUACGGAACCCAUGCACAAUCUCGAGGAAGAAACUACGAAGGAUCCUCAACAAGAUAUGAUUAAUCCAAUUCAACUAAACACGAAUUAUCUUAUCUCAAAGCCACAAUUAUGAUAUUCUGUAAACAUAUUUUUUUUUAAAUCAAUCUCAUGAAUCAUCAAAUUCACCAUAAUUGUUAUAUAUAUACAUGUAUAUCACUCAAUGAUGAUGCAUAAAUAUUUUCGAGGAAUGUUUAUCGAUCACACACGUUUCUACAUUCUUAUUAAAAUGCAUGCAUGGUUCGAAAAUGAACUAUUAAAAUCUUAGAUCAUCAAUAAUUCAUUUCUGUUCUCUUUUCAUCUUUUAAAUCGGAGAUAUAUACAAUUGAUUUUUUAGAUAAACAAAC
This is a messenger RNA of Polistes dominula (European paper wasp), 3880 nucleotides long. It is a transcript of the gene ine, whose product is annotated as solute carrier family 6 member inebriated. Lineage: Eukaryota; Metazoa; Arthropoda; Insecta; Hymenoptera; Vespidae. Gene Ontology annotation, cellular component: plasma membrane. Gene Ontology annotation, biological process: sodium ion transmembrane transport; nitrogen compound transport; amino acid import across plasma membrane. The record is from RefSeq and is a predicted model, not a curated record. Gene Ontology annotation, molecular function: amino acid:sodium symporter activity.